Messenger RNA from Poecile atricapillus (Black-capped chickadee), 811 nucleotides. RefSeq names its product coiled-coil domain-containing protein 9-like. Lineage: Eukaryota; Metazoa; Chordata; Aves; Passeriformes; Paridae. The coding region runs from base 86 to 724 and encodes 212 amino acids. The record is from RefSeq and is a predicted model, not a curated record. The transcript has 7 exons.
AAUGGGAUUUUUAGAGGGGAAAAUGGGAUUUUUGGGAUUAAAAAUGGGAUUUUAGGGAAAAACCCCCAAGAUUUUGGGAGGAGAAAUGGGAAAUUGGGGAAAAGUUGGAAUUUUGGGCUGGGAUUUGGGGGAAUUCCUGGGAUUUUGGGGGGUUUGGGAACGGGAACGGGAUCGGAUCGACCGCGAGCGCCUGGAGCGACACCGAGACCCCAAAGGAGCCUGGAGGAGGGAGUGGGACGCACAGAAACCCGAGGGGAUGUUUUUGGGGCUCCCGGAGGAUCCCGAGGGGGGGGGAGGGGCCCCCCCCAUCCCCCCCCGGGGGCAGCUCCGGCCCCUCCCCCACCCCCAGCGCAGGAGGGGCCGCGCCGGGGGGGGAGGGGCCUACAGUUUCCACGACGAUCGCUGGGAGCCGCAGCCGGAGCCCCAGAGCCCCGAGGUUCCAGGGAAGGUUCCGGAAGCGGCUCCGGGGGCUCCGGGCUCUCCGGGGGAUUCGGAUCAAUGGGAGGACGUCAGCGAGGAAGAGGAGGAGGAGGAGGAGGAGGAGCCCCAGGACCCCCCCAGACCGCCCCCCCCCGCCCCUCCCCCGCCUGAGGGGGGGGUCCCGGAGCCGCCCCUCCCCCCCCCGGAGCCCAGCGGGAGCCCCCCCGACGCAGUGCCGGGGGUGGAGAUCUCGGAUUUCCAGAGGGUUCGUUUCCGAGGAGCCAGCGACCCCCCCCAGGUGUGACGGGGGCGGGACCCUGAAUCCCACCUGAGGGACCCCAAAAUCCACCUGACGGACCCCAAAAUCCACCUGGGGACCCCAAAUCCCACC